AUGCGGCAAGAGCAGCCCACAGCUGUUCUAGGCCGGCAGAUAGAGGUGUCCUCAAGAGCGGGUGCCGAGGAUGGCGCCGAGGGUGUCAUUAUGCUGGGCGAGUGCUCAGUGCCCCGGGUCCACAUUGCCAACCCUUCAAUCCCCAGUAGUAACGGAGGUCCCAAAGUACGGCACGUGGGUGGGAGCGUGUCACACCCACCCACAGCCACAUUCGCCGGCGCUCCCGCAGGGGCCUGGCUCAUCUCGGUGCGCCCGGGGGAGUCAGGCCUCCACGGGCCACGUCGCCGCCACCUGCUGCUGUAUUCCUCACAGCGAGGCGGAGGCGGAGGCGGAGGGAGGGAGGAGCUGCGGCCCGCGGACGCCCGGCCUUCCUCUCGCCGGCCCCCACCGGAGCUCCCCUCCCUGCCCCGUCCGCCCCUCCCUCCGGCUGCCGCAGCCCGGCUCGUAACACGGCUGGCUCCGCAGACCCGCGCGAGGGAAGCCCGCGCGCAGCGCCAGCAGCCGCGCCGCGGGGUCGUGGAGGGGAGGAGGGGGGGUUGCACGGACCCUCCCCCAUCGGGGCCCGCAGACACCCCGCUCGGCUCGCGGUCCCCCUUCCCAGGAUGCCUUAAGGGCGCCGACCCACCGCCCCUCCCCGGUGGGGGACCCCGACGCCGCCGGCCCCCUUCCUUCCUCCAGCCCAGCGGGUGCGCAUCAGUGCGCGCGGCCAGGUGGGCGAUCCGCCGCGGUGGCCGCUGGUCCUCCUGCCCAGCCCCGGCGCGGGGCAUGACGAGUCCCCGGGGGUUCUCCUGGAGACGACCCGGCUGCGCGCACACCUCGCCGGCGGCUGACGGGGACAUGAGCGGCGCGCUCGGGGUCCAGCGUCCGGCGGCCAGCCCCAACCGGCGGCCACCAGCGAGUCCUCGCUGCCCGGGAGAAUGAGGCAGGAGCCGGCGGCACCCUCCUGUUUCUCUUCCUCUUCCUCUUCGCCUUCCUCUGGCCCUGCGCGCCCCCCACCUGCCUCCGGAUGCUCUUCUCGUUUGAAAAUCCGUAGAGCCGAUUUUCAUCCAUCCCCCGGGACAUGCCUCAGCUUCCGGGCUCACUGUCACCGCUGAAGUGACUUCGAAGCAACUCCC
Messenger RNA from Jaculus jaculus (lesser Egyptian jerboa), 1115 nucleotides. RefSeq names its product proline-rich protein HaeIII subfamily 1-like. The coding region runs from base 1 to 921 and encodes 306 amino acids. The record is from RefSeq and is a predicted model, not a curated record. The transcript has 7 exons. NCBI's taxonomy places the organism in Eukaryota, Metazoa, Chordata, Mammalia, Rodentia, Dipodidae.